This is a messenger RNA of Pedinophyceae sp. YPF-701, 1011 nucleotides long. The record is from the annotation of a GenBank genome assembly. NCBI's taxonomy places the organism in Eukaryota, Viridiplantae, Chlorophyta, Pedinophyceae.
AUGAUUGCGCUGGGAAUCGAGGGAUCCGCCAACAAAUGCGCGGUGGGCAUCGUCAAGGAUGAUGGGACGAUUCUGUCCAACCCACGGCACACGUUCAUCACGCCGCCGGGCACGGGCUUCCUCCCGAGGGAAACGGCGGUCCACCACCAGGAAUGGAUCCUGAAGCUCGUCGAGCAGGCGCUCGAGGAGGCGAAGCUCCGCCCGGAACAGCUGGACCUCAUCGCGUACACCAAGGGCCCCGGCAUGGGCGGGCCGCUGCUCACGUGCGCGAUCGCGGCGCGCAUGUUGUCCCAGCUGUGGAAGAAGCCCAUCGUCGCUGUCAACCACUGCGUCGGGCACAUCGAGAUGGGCCGCAUGGUGACCGGCGCGAAGAACCCCGUGGUGCUGUACGUCAGCGGCGGCAACACGCAGGUCAUCGCGUACGCCGACAAGCGCUACCAGAUCUUCGGGGAGACCAUUGACAUUGCCGUCGGCAACUGCCUCGACCGCUUCGCGCGCGUGCUCAACCUCUCGAACGACCCCGCGCCAGGGUACAACAUCGAGCAGCUGGCGAAGAAGGGGUCGAAGCUAAUCACGCUGCCGUACGUCGUCAAGGGCAUGGACGUGUCCCUGUCCGGCAUCCUGUCGCACAUCGAGGAGGCGGCGCCGCGCAUGAUCGAGAGCGGGGAGGCUACGGCGGCCGACCUGUGCUUCUCGCUGCAGGAGACGCUCUUCGCGAUGCUCGUCGAGGUGACGGAGCGCGCGAUGGCGCACGUGGGCGCCGGGGACGUGCUCGUCGUGGGCGGCGUCGGGUGCAAUCUGCGUCUGCAGGAGAUGCUGUCGCUGAUGGCCAAGCAGCGCGGGGGGCUGGUGUACGCGAUGGACGACCGGUACUGCAUCGACAACGGCGCGAUGAUUGCGUGGCCGGGCCUGCUUGCGUUCAAGUCGGGCACCGUGACCCCCCUGGAGGACUCCACCGUCACGCAGCGCUACCGCACCGACGACCAGGAGGUCCUGUGGCGCGACGACUGA